This is a messenger RNA of Galendromus occidentalis (western predatory mite), 1085 nucleotides long. Its product is annotated as glycerol-3-phosphate phosphatase. The transcript has 2 exons. Gene Ontology annotation, molecular function: phosphatase activity. Gene Ontology annotation, cellular component: cytoplasm. The coding region runs from base 116 to 991 and encodes 291 amino acids. The record is from RefSeq and is a predicted model, not a curated record. NCBI's taxonomy places the organism in Eukaryota, Metazoa, Arthropoda, Arachnida, Mesostigmata, Phytoseiidae.
CAUCUCCUUCUCCGGUCGAGAAGAACGUCAAACACUGCUCGACGAGAUCUAGCCCGACCGGAUCCUCCUUCAAUAAUUUGAGAGACAUUUGGCUCCCAGAAAUCCCAGAGACACGAUGUCCUCGUUGUUGACCAAGUCUAAGUGGUUGGAACUCUCCCCAAAGCUAAAAUACGUUCUCUCUGAUUGUGACGGAGUAUUGUGGAACGGCGACUGCGCGAUUCCAGGGGCGCGGGAAUUCAUAGCGACACUCCGGAAAGAUGGCAAACGGGUCUGUUUUGUUACAAACAACAGCACCAAGACCCGGGAGCAAAUUCUAGAGAAGUGCACAAAAAUGAAGUUCGGGACCUCGCUCGAAGAUGUGUAUGGUACCGCGUAUGCAACGGCCGCAUACCUCAAGAUGCUCGGGGUCGGAUCGGUGUACCUCGUCGGCUCCCCCGCCCUCCACUACGAGAUGACAGCGUUGGGCAUCAGGAGCACGGGGCUCGGGCCCGAUGAGUUGGGCGGCAACUGGAACUCGUGGCUGAGCAUCAAGUUGGAAGAUGGGAUCCAGGCGGUCGUUGCGGGUUUCGAUGAGCACUUCUCCUUGGCGAAAGUUUGCCGCGCGGCUUCUUAUCUCCGCAAUCCUGACUGUCAUUUCAUUGUCACAAACCGUGAUCAAAGUCUACCGUCAGAACGUAAAGAUCUCGUGCUGCCUGGAACCGGCUGCAUAAUAUCCAGCCUUGAGACUGCCGCUGGGAGGCCACCGAUCGUGGUGGGGAAGCCGUAUCCCACAAUGAUAGAACUUCUUAAGAAACAGUUCCCCGACCUGGAUCCCGAGAAUACACUCUUCAUCGGCGAUCGGCUCAACACAGAUAUCGAGCUGGGACGGAGGCAGGGCUUCAAGACGUUGUUGGUCGAAACGGGAGUACACAAUAGAAAAGACAUCGACCCUCUCAAAGCUCCGACCUACUACGUGCCUUCGCUGAAUGAUUUGUACGGUUAUAUGCAAUGAGCUUUUAGGGAAGAUCCACAUUGUGUUUUCAAAUUGACAAUAAAGUUCUUGUUAAUGUUUAAUUUAUCAGAUGGGCGAAAGUCUCGUCUGCGCU